Molecule: messenger RNA, 1659 nt
Organism: Pteropus alecto (black flying fox)
Lineage: Eukaryota; Metazoa; Chordata; Mammalia; Chiroptera; Pteropodidae
Gene: AANAT
Product: aralkylamine N-acetyltransferase
Biological process (GO): response to light stimulus; melatonin biosynthetic process; circadian rhythm
Cellular component (GO): cytoplasm
Molecular function (GO): aralkylamine N-acetyltransferase activity
Source: RefSeq, a predicted model, not a curated record
UGAGGCUAGAAUCUGGAGAUUUGGAGGGGCUGAGCAGGAAAGGGGAGAAGACAGCACCAAUGUUUACAGUCCCCAAACCUGUCCCAGGGGCCAGACGCGUGGGGAAUGUGCCAUCCGCUUUCGGGCUGCCCCACCCUGGGUCCAGCUACAAAAAAGGCAAAACACACCGUCACUCCGGCCUGCCCGUCCUGGAGAUGAUCGGACCCCUGACCCUCGCUUCUCUCCUUCAGGUGCUGGGGGACCCUCCUCCACGGCAGAGGCCACUUCCUGAGCCAGCGCACCCAAAGGUGGCACGGGCCAGGCUGUCCAUUUACCACGUGAAGCCCAUGGCCCUGCACAUGCCACCUGGGAUCCCAGAGUCCCCACGCUGCCUGCGGCGCCACACACUCCCUGCCAGCGAGUUUCGCUGCCUCACCCCCCAGGAUGCUGUCAGCGUGUUUGAGAUAGAGCGUGAAGCCUUCAUUUCUGUCUCGGGCACAUGUCCCCUCGAUCUGGAUGCGAUCCGGCACUUUCUGACCCUGUGCCCAGAGCUGUCCCUAGGCUGGUUCCAGGAGGGCCGCCUGGUGGCCUUCAUCAUCGGCUCGCGUUGGGAUGAGGAGAGACUCACUCAGGAGUCGCUGAUGCUGCACAGGCCCGGGGGCCACACGGCCCACCUGCAUGUGCUGGCCGUGCACCGCACCUUCCGGCACCAUGGCAACGGCUCCGUCCUGCUGUGGCGCUACCUGUACCACCUGGGGGGCCAGCCGGCCGUGCACCGGGCCGUGCUCAUGUGUGAGGACACCCUGGUGCCCUUCUACCAGAGGUCGGGCUUCCGGCCUGUGGGCCCGUGCGCCGUCACCGUGGGCCCGCUGGCCUUCACCGAGCUCCAGUGCCCCCUGCGCGGCCACGCCUCCAGGAGCAGGAACAGCUGCUGAGCCGUCCUGCCCAGCCCCGGUGUCCCCUGCUCUGUCCCGGCCUCCCUGACGGGAACGGGCACAGUGAUCCCCAGGGCGGAGGGGAGGGGAGGGAAGGGGUGAAAUAAAGAUGGGUGUUUCUCCAGCUAUCACGUGAGUCCCGCACCCGCCAGCCCGUCCCCGGACCACCUGUUCUCCGCACUGUGCCUGAGAUGGGGGUGGCAACUGCGGACAGUGGGGGUGUCCUGUGGCCCUGCCUUAGCUCCCUCGUCUCAGGAACCAAUGGGAGCCCUCCGGGCCCGGGGGCGUGGGGGGCUCAGUACUAGGGCAGUGUCCUCGUCCUGACAGGAGCCCAGUGCUCAGGGACCCAGCCCGGAUGUCUCUUCGCACCUUUGGCCCCAGAGUGGGGCGGGGGCCGGGAGGAGGGAGGUGCAGGGCCCCCUCCCCCAGCCACAGUAAUGUCCACUGCGUCCUGGGUGUGUCCACUGCAUCCUGGGUGGCCCCCAGGUGUGGGGGAAAGGGUUGGGGUGAGGCAUAGGUGCAGUGGAGUUUUCUGGGGUGGCCCGACCAGCCCCCUCACUGGCACUACAAGCAGGUGGGGAUCGGGGACCCCAAGGAGUAUAGAGAUUUAACUCCACCUCCUUGAGGAACCCUCGAGGCCCUCCAUGUGACCCAGCGUGGUUUCUGGUCCAACCUGAUCCCCCAGAAGGCCCCUAAGAUUUCCACCGUCCCUCUGCACCAAACCCCUGCCCCUGAGCUCCUCGUA